Molecule: messenger RNA, 1726 nt
Organism: Lecanosticta acicola
Lineage: Eukaryota; Fungi; Ascomycota; Dothideomycetes; Mycosphaerellales; Mycosphaerellaceae
Source: the annotation of a GenBank genome assembly
AUGGGGAACCAGCCGUCCAAGGGAGAGAAGGGAGAGAAGGGCGACAAAGCCAGCACCGGCUCGCAGACCCCCACAGGCCCCAGCUUGGACUCAUACCCGUCUUUUAGCAAGUCUGACACGAGGGAGUCGGCGCGCUCCUUCAGGACCGCCUUGCGCAACAAAGUUCCCGGCAAGUCAACAGCCGAUAGCCCCCGUGCCUCUACUACCAACCUGCCUGGCGACCAGUCUACGAGCAGUGUGGACAAGACAGACUCGCAAUCAGUCAAAUCGGCUACCAGUGGGAGGUCAGAUAGGAGGCACUCGCGGAAUCCGUCGUCUUCAGAAACACCGCGCAGAGGCAGCCUGGUGGACGAAGAUGAACCACAGCCACCGCCUUCACCGACAAUGUCGGCCAGUGUGGGAGGCGGACACAGCGAUCUAUCAGAGGCUCAGCGAAGCGGAGAGGUAGAUGCGGUCUCAGAUGCUCCUCCACAGGGAACGAUUCAUCAAUCGCAUAACAAGGAGCCCACUGAAUCCAUUCUGGUGAAGAAGACUUUGCCAAGCCAAGGUGCCGCCGCAGCUUUGCAGAUCGCCGCUGAAGUGGAUUCGCGGUCCGCAUCAACUCCUGGAAGCAUGGAUAUUGGUGCACUGAAACCGGCUGACCUAGACGACAUGAUCAAGCGUCUGGUAGACGCAGGCUACGCCGGCAAGGUGACAAAGACGGUCUGCCUGAAAAACGCGGAAAUCACUGCCAUUUGCACCGCUGCGCGAGAGUUGUUCUUGUCGCAGCCGGCUCUGCUGGAACUCUCGCCGCCGGUUAAGAUUGUAGGCGACGUUCAUGGCCAGUACACGGAUCUCAUCCGUAUGUUCGAGAUGUGCGGAUUUCCACCCAACAGCAACUUCCUGUUUCUCGGAGACUACGUUGACCGUGGCAAGCAAAGUUUGGAAACAAUCUUGCUGCUUCUUUGCUACAAGCUACGAUUUCCCGAGAAUUUCUUCUUGCUUCGUGGAAACCAUGAAUGCGCGAACGUAACGCGCGUCUAUGGCUUCUACGACGAGUGCAAGCGCCGUUGCAACGUCAAGGUCUGGAAGACGUUUGUUGAUACAUUCAACACCAUUCCUAUUGCCGCUAUCGUUGCUGGCAAGAUCUUCUGUGUGCAUGGUGGUCUCAGCCCUUCCUUAUCACACAUGGACGACAUUAGAAACAUUGCACGACCGACAGACGUCCCAGACUAUGGACUGCUGAACGAUUUGCUUUGGUCUGAUCCGGCUGAGAUGGACUCCGACUGGGAGGCUAACGAGAGGGGAGUCAGCUAUUGUUUUGGAAAGAAGGUCAUCAUGGAAUUUUUACAAAAGCAUGACUUUGAUCUGGUGUGCAGGGCGCACAUGGUUGUCGAAGACGGAUACGAGUUCUUUAAUGAGAGGAUCUUGGUAACCGUCUUCUCAGCACCGAACGUAAGUUGCUCACACCCUCAAGAUACGAGACCUGUGGCUGACUGUGUCUAGUACUGCGGCGAAUUCGAUAACUGGGGCGCGGUCAUGAGUGUCUCCUCGGAGCUGCUCUGUUCUUUCGAGCUUCUGAAGCCUCUUGAUUCCAGUGCUCUGAAGAGUCACAUCAAGAAAGGACGUAACAAGCGACAGAACAUGCUCAACAGCCCAGUGAGUGAAGCUCAAUGCUAAUGUCAUUAGCCAAUAGCUCUACUGACUACUCGAACAGCCAGCCAGCCAGUUUCCACAGAGUUACUAG